AUGGAAGACUCAGAAAGCGAUAAACCGAGGCAUCGGGCUGGAUGGCUGUCAAAGGAAGGAAAACGUUUGAAGGGAAGAAAUCGACGCUAUCUAGUUCUGAAAGGAACAAAACUUUCUCAUCAUGUCAAGGAGAACAUGCCACCGACAUGGGAAAUCGAUAUCAAUAACAUACGCCUUUCUUUAGGCGAUAGGCCCCUCGAGUUUCUAAUAUCCGCUGGAGGUCGAAGCGUUGCGUUUUUUGCAGAAAGUCAAGAUGACAUGAUCGGAUGGAUCCAAGCUUUAAAGUCUGCGAAUAGCAUUUUGGAAGACUUUUAUCGCCUUGGUCGGCAACUCGGCAAAGGCUCGUACGGAGAGGUAUUUCUUGCUGUCGACAAACUCAACGGGAAAAAGUAUGCUGCGAAAAGAAUAACCAAGAACCCGAACAACCGGAAGCAGAAGAAGUUUAUUGAACGGGAGCGGGCCAUCAUGACAACCGUUCAACACAAAAAUAUCGUGAGAACUCUGGAUGUGUUCGAGGGACCUAGUAAGCUGGAGAUUGUUAGCGAAUACAUGGAAGGGGGCGAGCUGUUUGAUCUCAUCAUCUCCUCGCAAUUCUUUACUGAAGAGAAAGCAAGACACAUCAUGAGACAGAUUUUAGAAGGGGUGCAGUACCUUCAUGCCAGAAAUAUAGUCCACCGUGACAUUAAGCCCGAAAAUGUGUUGUGCGUCGGCAAAACUUGGCCUCUCGAAGUGAAACUGACGGACUUCGGAUUAUCCAACUUCCUUAAAGAUGGUGGUGCUGACGACGCGAUGCUUUUGUCCCACGUUGGAACGUCAUAUUACAUAGCACCGGAAAUUGUUGGAAAGGGUGGAUAUGGGCCCGCUGUCGAUAUUUGGGCCUCUGGAGUUGUGUUAUACAUCAUGUUGUGCGGUCGGUUUCCAUUUUGGGGAAAGACGGAUAUCGAGUAUAUGAGAAGUCUUUCGCGGGGGCCCUGUAUGGUUGGAGAGGGUUGGGAUGAAGUGUCAGAUGAAGGAAAAGCUUUCCUGAAAUUACUGCUUCAGGUCGACCCCAAGAGAAGGCUAACUGCAAGCCAAGCCUUGGAACAUCCUUGGCUCAGCCAGGAUGGUCCAACGUUGAACCGUCGGUUGUCCAGUAUUUCAGGACUGGCGGUGAUUGCUUCCAAGAACAAAAAAAGAAUCUCAGAAGGAGCGGGAAAGCCCGCAACUAGCCCAAUUGGAUCUAAGGAGGAUUCCGCUCAUGACGUCGUCGUCGGGACACCGGAUGUGGCGCAGUUGGGGUGA
Messenger RNA from Chondrus crispus (carragheen), 1281 nucleotides. RefSeq names its product Serine/threonine protein kinase. Lineage: Eukaryota; Rhodophyta; Florideophyceae; Gigartinales; Gigartinaceae. The record is from RefSeq and is a predicted model, not a curated record. Gene Ontology annotation, biological process: protein phosphorylation. Gene Ontology annotation, molecular function: protein kinase activity; ATP binding. The coding region runs from base 1 to 1281 and encodes 426 amino acids. The transcript has 3 exons.